AUGGCAUCCCAAAUGCUUCGCCCGCUGGCCUCGUCCGCGGUUCCAGCGUCAGCUUCCGAGCUGUGCGCCUCAUCCUUCUUUAUACAGAAGCAAUUGAAAGGGUAUCGAGUUCAAGAUGUCCUCUCUCGUCGUAAGCAAUGGCACAGCACCUUGAGAGCUCCUCGACAGCAUGCUCUUGUCGCAGGCGUCUCCAAGCCUCUCGCAUUGAUCCGCCAUGAUUCUGCGCCUCCUCGCAAAUAUUCCACCGUGGUUCUCCCCAAGACAACUCCCUACGAUCAUCUUGUCGUUGGUGUUCCAACCGAGAUCUUUCCCGGGGAGCGCCGUGUAGCUCUCACACCUGCAAAUGUUGCGCUCCUCAAGAAAAAAGGCUUCAAGCAGGUUCUAGUUGAACGUGGUGCUGGUACAUCUGCUGAUUUCCUCGAUGCCGCCUAUGAAAAAGCCGGCGCAACUCUUGUCAAUGGUCCCAAGGAAGUCUGGUCCAACUCAGACAUUGUUCUCAAGGUUCGCGGUCCCGGUCUUGGAGAGGUUGAAUCCAUGAAAGAAGGCCAAACCAUCAUUUCAUUCCUCCAGCCCGCUCAGAACAAAGAACUCGUCGAAAAGAUUGCCGCUAGAAAAGCUACCAGCUUCGCCAUGGACAUGAUCCCCCGUAUCUCCCGAGCUCAGGUCUUUGACGCCCUCAGCAGCAUGGCUAACAUUGCCGGCUACAAAGCUGUUCUCGAGGCGUCCAAUGUCUUUGGUAGAUUCCUCACUGGUCAAGUCACUGCUGCUGGAAAGAUUCCUCCCUGCAAGGUUUUGGUUAUUGGUGCUGGCGUUGCUGGCCUGAGUGCUAUUGCUACCGCCCGUCGUAUGGGUGCCAUUGUCCGUGGAUUCGAUACUCGAUCUGCUGCUCGCGAACAGGUUCAGUCUCUUGGAGCUGAGUUCAUCGAAGUUGAACUUGAAGAGGAUGGAUCUGGAGCUGGUGGAUAUGCCAAGGAAAUGAGCAAGGAAUUUAUCGAAGCUGAAAUGAAGCUGUUCAAAGACCAAGCCAAGGAAGUCGACAUCAUCAUCACCACUGCAUUGAUCCCUGGAAAGCCUGCCCCGAAACUGCUCAAGAACGAUAUCCUCGAUGUUAUGAAACCUGGAAGUGUCAUUGUCGAUCUGGCUGCUGAAGCUGGAGGUAAUUGUGAAGCUACCAAGAAGGGUGAACUGGCCGUCUACAACGAUGUCAAGAUUAUUGGAUACACUGAUCUUCCCUCUCGUCUGCCAACUCAGUCAUCGACCCUCUACUCCAACAACAUCACCAAGUUUCUGCUCUCCAUGACUCCUGAACCCAGCGCUUUCGGUAUUGAUCUAUCAGAUGAAGUCGUCCGAGGUGCAAUCGUCACCCAAGAAGGAGAUAUCCUGCCACCCGCUCCUCGCGCAGCACCUCCUCCUCCACCCGUAAAGGCCGAGGCAACCGAAGUGACCCCUGAACCUGUAGCUCUAACUCCCUGGCAAAAGAAGACCCGUGAAGUUGCUGGUGUCACCGCUGGUAUGGGCAGUAUCUUGGCUCUUGGAAAAUGGACCAGCCCUCUUCUCAUGUCGAACGCUUUCACCUUUGCUCUGGCUAGUCUUAUUGGAUAUCGUGCUGUCUGGGGUGUUGCUCCCGCUCUUCACUCUCCUCUGAUGAGUGUCACCAACGCUAUUUCCGGUAUGGUCGGUAUUGGUGGUUUGUUCAUCCUUGGUGGUGGAUUCCUGCCCGAGACUAUUCCUCAAGCUUUUGGCGCUCUCAGUGUUUUGCUGGCUUUUGUCAAUGGACCUACCGACCCCCCUGAGUACCCCUGGCUCUAUGCAAUUCCUGCCGUUGUCUGCGGUGGUGGUUUCGUGGCUGCUGCCUCCACUGGUGCUGCUGGUCUCGUUCAAGCCGGUUAUCUCGUCAGUUCCGUUCUCUGCAUUGGUUCCGUGUCCAGUCUUGCUUCCCAAGCCACUGCUCGCAUGGGCAAUGCUCUCGGUAUCCUCGGUGUUGGUACAGGUGUAUUGGCUAGUCUGCUCGCUGCUGGCUUUACCCCUGAGGUCCUCACUCAGUUUGGUGGUCUUGCUGCACUUGGUACAAUCGCUGGUAUGCUCAUCGGAAAGCGAAUCACUCCUACCGAUCUUCCUCAAACUGUGGCCGCUCUUCACUCUGUGGUUGGUCUGGCUGCCGUCUUGACCAGUAUCGGUAGUGUCAUGGCUGAUGUCAUGGACCCUUCCACUCUCCAUCUCGUCACAGCCUACCUUGGUGUCGUUAUCGGUGGCAUCACGUUUACCGGAUCCAUAGUCGCGUUCCUGAAGCUCGCCGGCAGGAUGACGUCUAAGCCAAAGAUCCUGCCUGGACGACAUAUCAUCAACUCAGGAUUACUUGCGAGCAACGCAGCUACCAUGGGAGCAUUCAUCACAAUGGCCCCAGGGAACCCCUUGGUUGCUGCUGGAGCACUUGCUGGAAGCACUGUUUUGAGCUUCAUCAAGGGAUACACCACCACAUCUGCCAUUGGAGGUGCUGACAUGCCCGUCGUCAUCACUGUUUUGAACGCAUACAGUGGUUUUGCUCUUGUUGCCGAGGGUUUCAUGCUUGAGAAUCCCCUUCUCACCACUGUUGGAGCCUUGAUCGGUGUAUCUGGUUCAAUUCUGUCGUACAUCAUGUGCGUGGCCAUGAACAGAUCACUGACAAACGUGCUAUUCGGAGGUCUGGGUACGCCAACUGCAGUACAGGAGUUUAAACCUCAGGGAGAAGUUGCUCAGACCUCUGUAGAUGACCUUGCCGAUGCACUUCUCAACUCUGAAAAGGUCAUUCUCAUUGUUGGUUACGGUAUGGCCGUUGCCAAGGCUCAAUACGCCAUCUCAGAUAUUGUCAAGACACUUCGAUCCAAGGGUAUCACCGUCCGUUUCGCCAUUCACCCAGUCGCAGGUCGUAUGCCUGGUCAGUGCAACGUUCUUCUCGCUGAAGCCAGCGUGCCAUACGAUAUCGUCCUGGAAAUGGAUGAGAUCAACGAUGAUUUCCCUGAGACUGACCUGGCUGUUGUCAUUGGCGCCAACGAUACCGUCAACCCUAUUGCUCUGGAAAAGGGCAGCUCUAUUGAGGGUAUGCCUGUGCUGCAUGCCUGGAAAGCCAAGCAGGUUGUCGUGAUGAAGAGAGGCAUGGCCAGUGGUUAUGCUGAUGUUCCAAACCCCAUGUUUUACAUGCCCAACGCAAAGAUGCUGUUUGGAGAUGCUAGAGUGACAUGUGAAGCCAUCAAAUCUGCAAUUGAAGCAAAGUCGUAG
This is a messenger RNA of Fusarium fujikuroi IMI 58289, 3255 nucleotides long. Its product is annotated as related to mitochondrial nicotinamide nucleotide transhydrogenase. The coding region runs from base 1 to 3255 and encodes 1084 amino acids. Lineage: Eukaryota; Fungi; Ascomycota; Sordariomycetes; Hypocreales; Nectriaceae. Gene Ontology annotation, cellular component: mitochondrial inner membrane. Gene Ontology annotation, biological process: proton transmembrane transport; NADPH regeneration. The record is from RefSeq and is a predicted model, not a curated record. Gene Ontology annotation, molecular function: NADP binding; NAD binding. The transcript has 6 exons.